Messenger RNA from Phytomonas sp. EM1, 959 nucleotides. NCBI's taxonomy places the organism in Eukaryota, Euglenozoa, Kinetoplastea, Trypanosomatida, Trypanosomatidae. The record is from the annotation of a GenBank genome assembly.
GAACCUGAAGAUAUUGUCGCUAAAAUGGCCAAGAAGCACCUCAAACGUCUGUAUGCGCCGUCCGACUGGAUGCUGAGCAAGCUGACGGGCGUGUUCGCACCCCGCCCGCGUCCGGGGCCGCACAAGCUGCGCGAGUGCCUCCCCCUGCUGGUGAUCAUUCGGAACCGCCUGAAGUACGCGCUGAACGCUCGUGAGGGGGAGAUGAUCCUUCGCCAGGGCCUCGUGCACGUCGACAACCACCCUCGCUGCGAUGGCAAGUACCCGGCCGGGUUCAUGGACGUCGUGGAGAUCCCGAAGGCGGGUGACCGCUUCCGUCUGAUGUACGACGUGAAGGGCCGCUUCGUGAUGGUGAACGUGUCGGAGGAGGAGGGCAACCUGAAGCUGCUGAAGGUGGUGAACCUGUACACGGCGACCGGCCGCGUUCCGGUUGCGGUCACGCACGACGGCCACCGCAUCCGCUACCCCGACCCGCACACGUCGAUCGGCGAUACGAUCGUGUACAACACGAAGGAGAAGAAGGCGGUGGACCUGGUGAAGCAAGGGAGCGGCAAGGCGGUGAUGAUCACCGCCGGCGCGAAUCGCGGGCGUGUAGGCGAGAUCGUGAGCAUCGAGCGCCACCCCGGUGCGUUUGAUAUCGCGCGCCUGAAGGACGCCGCGGGCAACGAGUUCGCGACGCGCGCGAGCAACGUGUUCGUGGUGGGCAAGAGCCUGAGCAACAUCCUCGUGACGCUGCCCAAGCAGCAGGGCCUGCGCAUGAACGUGAUCCAGGAGCGCGAGGAGAAGCUCAUCGCGGCGGAGGUGCGCAAGGCCUCCCCACGCCCGGCCCUCCGCAAGGUCCGCAAGUAAACGGGUAGAGGCCUGAGGAAUCUCCUUCUACGUAUAUUUCCGCUUAGUAUGACCAUGAUUCUUUUCGAUUUAUUUUAUUUUAAAUGGUAAAAUCUUUCAUAUAUUUAAAAAAA